CAAAUAAAAAAUGAAUACAACGAACGAACACCAGAAAUUGGUGAAGGAACAUUGCACAGUAGAGAAAGAAAGAUGGAAACGCAGGCAGAGAGCACUACCGGCGACGACAUAUCCGCCAUUAAGGAGAUGCGACAACAGCUUGAAGCUCGCAUUGAAGCUCGCCACAAAGAACAACAAGACCUCAUUGCUUCUCUCCAAACCCUAGUUCCCGACCUCGUCUCUUCCCUAAAUCUCUCUCUUCAAGUUAUCUCCACCUUCAAUGGCCGCCCUUUCACCCCCCUCUCUCCUCCUCCUAACCCUAAUCCUAACCCUAACCCUACCACUCCUCGUUCCCUCCACCACAAGAAACAUCCUCUCGAAAAUCGCGCCAAACAACAACCUCCUCUUCCGCCUUCCAAGCGAGUCUCGAAACCUGAACCUCAAACUCUCCGAAAACACGACACUUCGGGAACUCCGAUGUCGGUAGUUCGCUCAAUGUUGGCGCGUUUUUUGUGUGAUAGGGAUCCUUGGACGGAAAUUGACUCUUCGACUGUGCUUCUGAAGUUGGAGAAAGGUCAGACAAUGUCGGCGCCGGAAAAAGCGGCGCUACUUGAUGUCGGUGGUGAGUCAGGAGCGAUAUCCGCUGUUGAAAUGGCGUUGCGAUCAUUAGCGGAGGAUGAUAGAGGUGUUGAGUUAGGGGAGUUUGGGGUGAGUGGAAAAUCUAGGGUUAUGGUAAUCAGUGUUGAUAGUAGGAGGCUUGCCAGAGAGUUGCCUGACAGAAUUGACACUCCUGAUGUGCAUAAGCCGUCGAUUAGUACCGGUCCUAGUGACGGAGUUGAGGCGAAUGGGAAUGUUUUUAGGGCUGGAAUGCCGGAAAUGUGGCCCAUUGGGCCGGGUGAUCCUCAUAUGCAGGGUAUGCCGCCAUUGUUUCCUGGACCGAUGAUGGGUCAUAGAGGUGGUGGUCCUAGGGGGAUGGGGAUGGGAAUGGGAAUGAUGGGGAUGCCUAGAGGGAUGGGUGUGCCACCACAGCAUAGGCCGCCUUUUGGGUCGAAUGCACCAAUGGGUGGGCCUAAUGUGGGCGUACCUGCGAAGCAGUCAUCGGAGGAGGAUUUAAUGAAGGAUCUUGAGGAGUUGUUGAAUAAGAAGUCUUUUAAGGAGUUGCAGAAGUCUAAGACUGGAGAGGAGCUCUUAGACCUCAUUCACCGUCCUACUGCUAAAGAAACCGCUGUGGCAGCAAAGUUCAAGACAAAAGGGGGGCCUCAACUGAAGGAAUAUUGUGCAGCUUUGACAAAAGAGGACUGUCGACAAAAAUCCGGGUCAUACCUUGCAUGUGAGAAGGUUCAUUUCAGGCGAAUAAUUGCCCCGCAUACAGAUAUCAAUUUAGGAGACUGUUCUUUUCUUGAUACUUGCCGUCACAUGAAGACAUGCAAAUAUGUUCACUAUGAGCUUGACCCAACUCCAGACAUGUCACCAAUGAUGAUGGGGACUUCAGCUCUUCCUCUGUCCAAACCAUUAAAAGCUCAGCGAGCACACUAUUGUUCAGAAGUAGAACUUGGUCAAUCACAGUGGAUUAAUUGUGACAUCCGGAAUUUCAGAAUGGACAUCUUGGGACAAUUUGGAGUUAUAAUGGCUGAUCCACCUUGGGAUAUUCAUAUGGAAUUGCCAUAUGGGACAAUGGCUGAUGAUGAGAUGCGUACUCUUAAUGUUCCUGCAUUGCAGACUGAUGGUCUGAUUUUCCUGUGGGUCACUGGACGUGCAAUGGAGCUCGGUCGUGAAUGUUUGGAAUUGUGGGGUUACAAACGUGUUGAAGAAAUCAUCUGGGUGAAGACUAAUCAACUUCAGAGAAUUAUUAGAACGGGACGGACAGGUCAUUGGCUUAACCACAGCAAAGAACAUUGCCUUGUAGGCAUAAAAGGAAAUCCUGAGGUCAACAGGAACAUUGACACUGACGUAAUUGUGGCAGAGGUUCGGGAGACUAGUCGAAAACCAGAUGAGAUGUAUCCGUUGCUUGAGAGGAUUAGUCCGAGGACAAGGAAACUGGAACUCUUUGCUCGCAUGCAUAAUACACAUUCUGGGUGGUUGUCACUUGGAAAUCAGCUCAGUGGAGCCCGCUUGGUAGAUGAAGGACUAAGGGCCAGGUUUAAGGCUGCAUAUCCAGAUGUUGCGAUUGAACCACCAUCACCUCCAAGGAGUUCAGAAAUGGAUGUCGACCCCAUUGACAACCAAGUAAGAACUCCAUUCUCAGGGUUAGAUACUAAAUCCGUGCCACAGUCAUUCACUCAGGCUGCAGUUGUAGAAGCAGCUUAUGUUUCAGAAGAGAAGUCUCUGGAUGUUGAGAUGGUAAAAGCUGAUUAGUCCAUCCAUUCAUCUUGCUGGUGUUUUUCUAUCAUAAGAAUGAGUUAUAUAAAUGUAGGGUUUAGGAAUUGCAGCAACGCGGUCAUGUGAUCCCUAGAUUUCUGGGUUUCUUUCUUUUUUGAAACAUCUUGCGGAGAUCCCAUAUUCUGUAAAAUUGAAAACACAAUAAUCUUAAUUUAGAUGGUAA
This is a messenger RNA of Beta vulgaris subsp. vulgaris (sugar beet), 2521 nucleotides long. RefSeq names its product N6-adenosine-methyltransferase MT-A70-like. Bases 73 to 2334 code for a protein of 753 amino acids. Gene Ontology annotation, cellular component: RNA N6-methyladenosine methyltransferase complex. The transcript has 7 exons. NCBI's taxonomy places the organism in Eukaryota, Viridiplantae, Streptophyta, Magnoliopsida, Caryophyllales, Amaranthaceae. The record is from RefSeq and is a predicted model, not a curated record.